Molecule: messenger RNA, 2646 nt
Organism: Panthera uncia (snow leopard)
Lineage: Eukaryota; Metazoa; Chordata; Mammalia; Carnivora; Felidae
Gene: ACER3
Product: alkaline ceramidase 3
Exons: 11
Coding region: 188-991 (267 amino acids)
Biological process (GO): ceramide metabolic process; phytosphingosine biosynthetic process
Cellular component (GO): endoplasmic reticulum membrane
Source: RefSeq, a predicted model, not a curated record
UGGAGGCGCCGGUGGGCGGGGUCUCCCGCCGGGCACUGCCGCUGACGGAGCCGGCCCCUCCCCUAAGGGAGAGAGGGUGGGCGGAGCGUUCGGUGGGCGCGAGAGCAGGGCCCGAGCCGGCCUGGGAGCUUGCCGAGCCGAACGCGGCCAGCGGAGCGCCUGGGCGGCGGCGGCGGCUGCGUGCGCGAUGGCUCCGGCCGCGGACCGCGAGGGCUACUGGGGCUCCACGACGUCCACGCUGGACUGGUGCGAGGAGAACUACGCGGUGACCUGGUACAUCGCCGAGUUCUGGAAUACAGUGAGUAACCUGAUUAUGAUUAUACCUCCAAUUUUUGGUGCAAUUCAGAGUGUUAGAGAUGGACUGGAAAAGCGGUACAUUGCUUCUUAUUUAGCACUCACAGUGGUAGGAAUGGGAUCCUGGUGCUUCCACAUGACUCUGAAAUAUGAAAUGCAGCUAUUGGAUGAACUCCCAAUGAUUUACAGCUGUUGUAUAUUUGUGUACUGCAUGUUUGAAUGUUUCAAGAUGAAGAACUCCGUAAACUACCAUCUGCUUUUUAUCUUAGUUCUUUUCAGUUUAAUAGUAACCACAGUUUACCUUAAGGUGAAGGAGCCUGUAUUCCAUCAGGUUAUGUAUGGAAUGUUGGUCUUCACAUUAGUACUUCGAUCUAUUUAUAUUGUUACAUGGGUUUAUCCAUGGCUCAGAGGACUAGGUUAUACAUCCUUGGGCAUAUUUUUAUUGGGAUUUCUGUUAUGGAACAUAGAUAACAUAUUUUGUGAUUCACUGAGGAACUUUCGAAAGAAGAUGCCACCUAUCAUAAGUGUUGCCACACAGUUUCAUGCAUGGUGGCAUAUUUUAACUGGCCUUGGUUCUUAUCUUCACAUCCUUUUCAGUUUGUAUACAAGAACUCUUUACCUGAAAUACAGGCCAAAAGUGAAGUUUCUCUUCGGAAUCUGGCCAGUGAUCCUGUUCGAGCCUCUCAGGAAGCACUGAUGAAUUAUUCCAGGAAAACAAAAAAAGCAUCUACCACAGGCCUGGCCAAAUGAAUAAGGAAAUCCUUAAAGAUCUACACGUCCAAAUAUAUCAUGACCAUCACAGCAAAGGAGUGACUUUCUAACUAAUGCUGCCAGUCACACAGAGAAUAAGGAAUAGUCUUGUUGGAUGUUGAGCUCGCGUCUUUAUCUCAUUUGUCCCUUCUCCUCCUCACCCUCACCCUAAGAUGUUUAAAAAGAAACAGACAUGACGUGUGUAUAUAUAGUUGAAUGCUGGAAAAAUGAGGCUUUUCUUAACAGGUUAACAGUUUGUGCUGAUCAUAGGAAAUUUAACCUUUUUCCCUUUUUUGACAAGGGUUGCAUGUAAAUUAUACUUUGCUUAAUAUUUGAUUAAACGAUCAAAACAUGCAGCUAAGUAUUGGCAAAACCCCAUACCCAGAUGGCCAGCUGUGGAGCCGGCCGUGUCAACCUUGAUUUGUGUUCUUGUCGUAGUAACCUCAUGAAUGGUUUUCCAAGGUGAAAAAGAGCUAUCUGUGGGAUUCUGGUAGUUCCUCACGGUCUGCCCUUGUGCUAGUCAGCAUGUCAUAAGCAAGCUCCAACUGGCCACUCGGUUCCCUACUUGCCAUACCCCAGAUUUGCAGUGGGUUCUGGGGUGUCUGUGUGUGGCCACCGCCAAUCAGAGUUGAGUGGGUCACCUUGUAGAGUUUGCGAAGACCACUAGGACACCUGUGGGAUGUUGUGCCUCCAGGCUGUUAGUUAAAGGUGGUUUCUCUGUUUUGUUUGAUCUACGCAGAUCUUUAAGUUGUCACUGGUUUUAUGGCUAGGCAAACAUGAUUGGUGGUCUGGCCUGCCAAUAUUCCACCCUCUUGACAGAAUGUGUUUGAAGUUACCAGUGAAUGUUGUUUGUUACACUCUUUUUAAACUAUGCCAUGUUUUCCAGUUUUCAGAGGGGCCUUGGUUAUGCCCAGGGAAAUGUAUCAGGUUAACUAGAGCUAAAAGGAUCAGGAUCCUAUUUACAUAAAGCUUAUUAGAAUGCCUGCCCCUUCAUUUGUUGAAGGAAAUAGAUACAAGAGUUGAGAAUGGCUCUCACUUACUUGAACGAACUCCCCAAAAUUAAAAUACUAAAAAAUGGCAGUGAAAUAUCAUCACAAAGCAGCUAGUUCUGAUUUGGGUUCAAAUGUAUAGCAAAUUGAAUUACAUUUCACAAACAUAACACCAAUCUGGAGUAAAACCUUAUUUGACCCCUUUGCCUGAGGUAUCACCGUAUUGGUAGCUCUGUACCACUUGGCAUUUUUGCGACUUUAUUAUAAAACCCAGAUUGUUUUUACCGCGUGGUGACAUUGACCCAGAUUAAAUCCUGAAGCUACAGCUUCAAAAGGAAAAUCAUUUUUUUCUUCUGCAAAGGUAUAAAAACACUCCUGUCAUUUUUCCAGUAUCCAGUAAGUCGCCUUUGUACAAAUUUAAAACCAGUACGGAUUUUGUUGUUCUUCUUCACCUUCUGGCCUUAGUUUUAGUCCAAGCACUAUUUUCCUUACCAAAGCAUGCCAACACACCAUUAGGCAUAAACUUCUGCCUACUUUUAUGAUCCUCCAGCAAGAAAAGCACUUGCCAAAAUAAAUCUAAAGAACUUUGGUUGUGCCUUAAGAAAACCUAAAA